Molecule: messenger RNA, 657 nt
Organism: Temnothorax curvispinosus
Lineage: Eukaryota; Metazoa; Arthropoda; Insecta; Hymenoptera; Formicidae
Product: leiomodin-2-like
Exons: 2
Source: RefSeq, a predicted model, not a curated record
GCUCAUCAAACGGAUCGUCGUCGACGUUAUCGCCAACGUCGUCGUGAGCGGCGGCAACAGCAACAGCAACAGGUGCAAGUGUCUCCGCUACCACCGCCGCCGCCACCACAAUUUCCACCGCCGCCACCACAAUUUCCACCGCCGCCGCUACAAUUUCCACCGCCGCCGUCACCACAAUUCCCACAAUCGCCGCCACAUUUUCAAAAUAAGGGAAGGAUAUGUUCAGUUCAUUUUGAACCUUCGUGUUUUACAAAGUCAUUGCAGCAGCAAUUGCUAGGGUACUCCCCGAGAAAAGGUCGCAAACUAAGAAACGAUGCAAUGCCUACAUUGCAUUUGUUUCACAAAUUGCAAGUGGAAAAAACUCCAUUGCUUGAUAACUCUGAGAAAACAACUGUUGCUUUAUUGCAUGUUGACGAUGUCCCUAAUGCAAUGACAAAUACGUCGAUGUCCACCGUCAAUAAAUCUAAAGAACCGAUAAAUGCAUCGCCACACAUCAAUGAUUCCACCGAUGUCAUCGAUGCUGUCGUGUCUAUAGACGUGGUGAAUGUAUCAUCGACAAGUAUAGAAAAUACGUCCACAAAUACUACGGUUGCCGUAAUUGGUUCACCUGCUGCAACGGAUCUUUGUAGCCCCAAUAAUGACAUAGGCUACAUGUAA